GAAGACAACGAACAGUUAAAUUUUAAGCGGCAAAACAAAAGUUUCCUAAAGUUCUGGUGGUUAAUAUUUACAAAUGUCUUGAAGUGAACAAAUUAAUCAAUUCCACAUUGAAAAAAUAUCUGGGAGUGAAUCAAACGAAGAAAUAUUAGGUGCAAAUAAAAAAUAUUGUAAAUAUUAUUUAUAUUGCGCAAAAAUUGUUUAGUGCAGUGCAUUAAGGAAAUAAUUUGCGUUUUUUUGCUAUAAAUUCGUUGAAAAAUGAGUUUGAGCAGAUUGAGGAGUGUUGUGAGGUGUGAUGUGGUGAAAGCAUUUGCAUCAAGUUCAGCGGUGACGAAACUUUUCAGACCUUGUGGUGAAGUAACGAGUGCGUGUAGUACGCAGCGCAGGAAUGUUACACAGCAUAACACUAAGCCAGAUUGGAACAGAGCAGUGAGUGAAGCCGAGAAGAUUGUCGGCUAUCCAACGUCCUUUCUGAGCCUCCGAUGGGUUUUAAGCGAUGAGAUUGCUAACGUCGCACUUCAUCUCCGGAAAUUGGUUGGCAGCAACCAUCCUUUAUUGAAAACUGCCAAAAAUCUCAUAUAUAAUGGCAAGAAUAAUAUGCAAGCAUGGGGUCUCAUUGUGUUGCUCGUAUCAAAAGCGGCCGGGCACAGCCCCGAGAUCCCAGACAUGGAGCAGGAUAAAGCGGCUGGUGUUUUGCACAGUCAACGAGCUUUGGCCGAGGUGACAGAGAUGAUUCGCACUUCCCACUUAGUCCACAAGGGGCUGGUGAACAUGAACUCACGACAGCUGACGGCGGGAGAACCCGACGACAUGAUGUUUGGAAACAAGAUCGCACUCCUGAGCGGCGACUACCUGCUGGCCAAUUCCUGCUCUGAGCUGGCCAACUUGAGGAACCAGGAACUGGUGGAAUUAAUGUCUUCGGCGGUCAGAGAUCUUGCUGAAGCAGAGUUUCUGGGUGAGAGGGACGAACAGAACAACCCUCUACCCUCACGACCGGUGCCCGAAGCCAGUUGGGAGCCUGCAUCAGACUGGGAUUGCAUCCUGGAUCCCUUGCCAAUGGGUGGGGUUCAAGGCUGCCUACGUCGGGAGUGGGUCGCGCGCCAUGUGCUCGCAGCCGGCGCUCUACUGGGAAAGAGUUGUUCCGCUGCCCUCAAACUGGCUGGACACAACUCUGAGCUGCAGACGCAGGGUUAUUUGUUUGGCUGCCACUUGGCGCUCGCGUGGCAAGCAUUUCUUGACCUGGAAGCGUUCACGGGCCCCGAACCGGCCAGCUUCUCGCUAGUGGGCGCUCCGAUGGCAUUCACUCUGCAAGCGAAGCCCGAGCUUUAUAAAUACAUAGAGGCUGGUCGACGCAGCGUGCAAGAUAUCGACUAUCAUGCUUUAUACCGCGCCGUGGUAGAGGGCACCGGCAUCGCCCACACUCAACAACUGCAGCGGCAGCACGUAGACGCGGCACGACACGUGUUACACCGCUUCCCUGUAGGAGAUGCGCGUGCGGCGCUCGCCAAUAUCAUCGGCGCCAUGCGGCACGAUCUCUAGCGGUCUCUUCAAACUCUUCACACGACGCGAGCUCUUGAUACAGAAGACUUACCGUACGAACAAUUACUUGUAAGUAAGGUAGGUAUACACUUUUCAUAUGUAGAUGUAGGUAUUAUCUUUCUACAAAAAAAUAAUUCAAAACAGCAAAAUGUUGCAGUAGAUGUUAUCUUUGUUAACAAUGUUUUUUAUAAAUUUAUGAACUUAUACCAAUUACGGAAAGGUGAAGAGAUAAUUUUAAACAUUUAUCUUUGCUGUUGACUAGUGAAAUGUUUAAUUUAGACAAAAUUUACAUAUAAACAGGAUACAAUAGCUCUAAGCGAAAACAAAACUGCAGUGCCGUUGUGUACUAUGUAUUAUUAGAUUAAAUAUUUGUUGUUUGACUAAUUUUUUGCAGUCUUCCGUUUUCUGCAAGGUCGCACCUCCACCUUAUAUAUUUUUUUAUCGUUCUAUGAAAAUGAGGCUAUACUUGUAUACAUAUGUUUGUACUUAUUUGUGUUUAAUUUCCGUAAGUAAAAUGAUACAUUCCAGUCUUUAGUAGCUAAUGUAUUGAUUUUUGUAAAUAUACAAAGUAAGUGAUAUGAUAACUAUAUUAAUCUGGUUUGCGAUUGUACCCUAGUUUUUCAGAUAUUUUGUAGAUCGUUUGUGAUAAAAUAUUUCAAUUCAAUAUGUAGGUAAUGCGCCGUUUUCAAUGCAAUCGUGAUCGCAUAACACAUUUUUCCUUCACGAUCACUGUAUUGAUCCUCAAAAAGUUUAUGUUCCACUCUAUAUUAUUAAGUUAGAAUGAAGACAUUUUUUCUAAGAACACAAAAUGUAUGCUCAGUGAUAUAACUACAUAUUAAAAGGAUUUUAUGGAAUUUUGAUAUGAACUAUUUACAUAUAUGUACCGAAAUAUUUUAAUACAAAUAUUGAAUGAAAUGAUAUUUUAAUAACUUUAUAAAUACUAAAGAAGCAUAACGUUUUUUGUUAUUAUUAAAUGUACCUAAAUUUUAUAUAUUUUUACUAAUAAUAAAAUGACAUGAAAAAUAUUUUUAUUGUUUUACUAUAUUUAACUGUAUCUAAUAUUCUUAAUUAUAAUAAUUAAAUCAGACAUGCUUAAAAACCAGGCCGUCGCGUCGCCAGAAAUGAAUUUAAGUUAAAUACAACUCUGUGUAUAAUAUUUGUGUAUUCUGUUAGGAGUAUUUGUAUCCUUGGUUUGUCUUAAAUUUGUUUUUAUUGCGCCCCAGUCAUAUUAGUUUUUUUCUAACGCUCUAAAUGGUCGACUGGUAGAGAAUGCCCUAUGGCAUUAUGUCCGCCAUUUGCUUUGUUAUUUUGCAAUAAAGUUUAAAUAAAUAAACUCUGGCGACGCGAAUUUAACAUACCAGUGGUAAUUACAAGCAGGGGCGUGCCGCCCUUCGCAGCGUCCCCUACCCACUUUAAGGUACGACAUCAUGCCCCUUUUUUUAAUGUCUGGAAAAUGCCUUACGUAUCCCUCAACCGCUGGGGGAGCGAGAAGAAGUUAUCUGGGACCAAUGUUGCCAGGUCCAAUUUUCAAAAAUCAGGAGGCGUUACAGGAAAAAAACAGUAGAUGUGUGGAAAGACCUGCAAGGAAAAACAGAAGAUGCAGGGGCAUUUUUUUUCCGAUUUGCCUCCUCCUCCCCUAGAAUAGAUAAAUCAAAUAUAAUCCAGCAACAAUGAGUUUCUAUAGCUUCUUCCGCCCUUGAAAUUAUAUUGUAUUAAUGACUAAGAUAACAUUCUUAAUGGUGACAUCGGAAAAGCGUAGCACAGGUGACUCGAGUGACGCAUUUUAAGUUACCUUUCACGA
Molecule: messenger RNA, 3337 nt
Organism: Chilo suppressalis (striped riceborer)
Lineage: Eukaryota; Metazoa; Arthropoda; Insecta; Lepidoptera; Crambidae
Source: the annotation of a GenBank genome assembly